Messenger RNA from Brettanomyces nanus, 1326 nucleotides. RefSeq lists its product as uncharacterized. The coding region runs from base 1 to 1326 and encodes 441 amino acids. The transcript has a single exon. Gene Ontology annotation, molecular function: flavin adenine dinucleotide binding; sarcosine oxidase activity; saccharopine oxidase activity. The record is from RefSeq and is a predicted model, not a curated record. NCBI's taxonomy places the organism in Eukaryota, Fungi, Ascomycota, Pichiomycetes, Pichiales, Pichiaceae.
AUGUCGCUUUUCCCUGAAGAACCUAAACUGGACCCAGAAACCACCCGUAUUGUUGUUGUUGGAUGCGGUGUGUUUGGGCUUUCCACUAUUCUUGCAUUGACCAAUAAGGGAUAUAGAGAGAUUAUUGGCUUGGAUGUGUCGAAAGUUCCUUCUCCUAGAUCGGCUGCCACUGAUUACAACAAAAUGCUUCGUGUAGAGUAUGCCAAUAUUCUGUAUGCCAAAUUAUCGGUGGAAGCAUUAAGAUCGUGGGAAAACGAUCCCCUUUUCAAACCCUACUAUAAAAAAGUAGGCAGAUUGGUUCUUUCCCCGUAUAAGGAAGAGAAUAAGGCACGUCUCAUUUAUGACAAAAUCGGUGCCGAGAACGUCAAGAAACUUGGGGUUGACCAAAGAAUCGUCGAAUUGAGAUCCUCCUCGGAAAUAGGUAGAUUGAUACCCGGGUUUAAAGAUAACCAAUUAUCUAACCCAUUAGUUGCCAGAUACAAAAUCGAUUCCGCAUUAGGGGAAUCCGGAAAAUCCUUAGCGGGAGUUUAUCACGAAUGUGCUAAGAGAGGUGUCAAAUUCAUUUUUGGAGACGGCGGUCACGCCAUUAAAAUUGAAGAAGGAAAGGUGAUUGCUAAGAAUGGAGAUGUCUACUUGGCGGACAAGAUCAUAGUUUCCUCAGGCGCCAACACUUCUGCCUUGGUUGAUUUGAAUGCCAGUGUGACAGCCGUGGGUCAUUUCGUCUCUCAUGUUCAAUUGAACGAUGCACAAUACGACAAGUAUAAGAAAAUUCCGAUUUUUUUCAGCUCCGAAUAUGGAUACUUCUUCCCUCCUGAUCCCAAGGAUCAUGUCAUCAAGAUUGGCCAUACAUUUGCCGAUGCUAGAAACUUUAUUAAGAAUCCAUUUAAUAAGGCUCAGACUACAUCUAUUCCGUCAUACAUUCACGACGCACCCACUAUUGUGGAGGAAGCCACAAAAAGAUUAAUGAACUUGGUGAUACCAGAAUUGGCUUACAAUCCAGUGGUUAACUGUACGAUAGGUUGGACAAGUCUUUCUUAUGACGAGAAUUUCAUAAUCGAUUAUGCAACCCAGUCGAAAUCAAUUAUUAUGUGCACAGGGGACUCUGCCCAUGGGUACAAAUUCCUUCCAAACAUUGGGAAAUACAUAGUCAAACGGAUGGAGGGUACUCUUGAUCAUGAGCAUGCGUCGGCCUGGAGAUUUAGGCAAGCCACAUGGUCAGCAAUGACAGUGUCCGAACGUACAGAGAGAACCUCAUAUGAUGUUAGAAACGUUCGUCAUUGGAUCAGAGGUCAACCGGAGCCACUACCUGCCUCUGCAAAACUAUAG